Molecule: messenger RNA, 736 nt
Organism: Schizosaccharomyces cryophilus OY26
Lineage: Eukaryota; Fungi; Ascomycota; Schizosaccharomycetes; Schizosaccharomycetales; Schizosaccharomycetaceae
Exons: 2
Coding region: 224-625 (133 amino acids)
Source: RefSeq, a predicted model, not a curated record
UAUAUAUAUAUAUAUAUAUGCACGUAUACACAAGGAAGGCAUGUUUUUGGACAUAUAGGAUAAAUUGAACACUCACACUACGAUACACCUAUUACAUUAUUAUUCUUUUCUUUAUUAUCGAUUCAUCAACGUUAGAUAAAGUUAUUGAAUUUAGUUGGAAACAUUUAAAGAUAAAAAUUAAACCAGUGUAAUUGUUACACCCCCUUAUUUAUGAUUUUGCAUUAUGAAUACUCGCCCUGCCAAUGAUACAAAGGAGCAAAGCAUCACAUUUGAUGAUGAUAAUCAGUUAGAUACUUCAGAUCUGUCCAGUUCUCCAACACGCCGUUGGAGAAACUGCACGUUACAAAGACGUGGAUCUCGUGCGUCUACGUUGUCAGAAGAUUUUGGAGAACGGUAUCGCUCUCGUUCUCGAGGAUCAUUAGUCGGACAGCUUAAUCCUGAUAUGAGCGAAAAUCAGUGGCAUAAUAAAGUAGAACAAACGACAAACAGAAGCAAUAGCAGCUACGACUUAAACGACAGAAGCCGGGAAGAUGAGUCUGACAACAUGACUUCACUUCAUGAUCAAACGAUUCCGAAUCCAAUUGCUGAAGCUUGGAGGAAAUACUUCCGUAAAGAAAUUCGCUAAUGCUGGGUAAAAAGAAAAAAAAAUACAUGGAACGAAACAAGGGAAACUCUGCUGAUAUUUGCAUUACUCUUCAGUUGAUGAUAUUUAUGAGAUAUUAUUUUACAAGGUAAA